Messenger RNA from Caenorhabditis bovis, 2388 nucleotides. Lineage: Eukaryota; Metazoa; Nematoda; Chromadorea; Rhabditida; Rhabditidae. The record is from the annotation of a GenBank genome assembly.
AUGAUGAUACGAUUGCUUCUAACAAUCAGCACAACAUCGAUUCUUGCUGUGUGCGCUUUCAUAUUCAACGACGAUCGCAAAUAUCCAAAGUGUUACGAGCUCGACUUGGAAAACUGUUUUCGCGAAGCAUUUUUGUCCGCCAUUCAUCCGCCAAUGAUCCAGAAACGAGAUGUUCCGUUUUUCCACAACGGCAAUAUGACGGUAUUGGAUAAACGAAAGCAUAGCCGCCAACUUCAAAUUUGUCAUGAUGUUCGCAAAUUCUCGUCGUGCUUCCUCUAUCCGGGAUGUUCAGAUCAAGUAGCAGCGAAUAUUGCUUCUGUGCAGUACCAUAUGGUUUUUGGUAAGAAACUUCCAAUGAAUGUAUUUCUAGCAUAUCGAGGUUACGGUAGACAGCUGUGUGAUCAAAGAUGCUCAAAAGAUGGUACAGCUACUUGCCGAAAGGGAAUGGAUGCCGAUGUGCAGCAAGAAGAGCAGGGAUACCUUCUGGAACUUUCAUCUAUUAUCGGACAUAUCCAACCAAACCGGGACACAACGGUAGCUUGCAAUAGGUUCAAUAAAAUAUUAAUAAAUCUUCUCCGAUUACGUCGGCAAUACUGUGGGGAUUCGGCAAGAUGCACUUGCUCGGAAGCCAAUGUGCAACAGGGGGUUGAUGGCUGUAAUUUGGGAUGUGAGCAUUAUCUGCACAUGAAUAUGUCGGAGUCUCAAGACCUCUCCGUCGAUUACGAUGUAAUAAUUAUUGGUGCUGGUUUAUCUGGUCUGACGGCAGCCAAGGAGCUUUUAAAGCGAACUCCUGAAACAAGGCUGCUGAUAUUAGAAGCGAAAGACCGCAUUGGUGGGCGAACAAUUGGAGUUGAAAUGAAGGGCGCUAAACAUUCCAAGGUGAAAUUUGACCUUGGCGGACAAUGGCUCGGAAGAACUCAGAAAUAUGCUCUAGAUAUGGCAAAAGAACUUGGAUUAACGACAUUCGAACAAUAUACAGAAGGACAGAAAAUGGCACAAAUGGGGGUAUCUAAUCCGAGAAAGUAUAAAUCAGCACUGCCGGUGACAAGUUUAAAGCAUUUCAACAUUUUCGAAAUAAUCGAUUCACUCCGAACACUUGGAAAAAUCUCAUGGCUCGGAUAUCAUGCUGAUGUGAUUAACCCAUUCGCGUGGAAGAAGGCCACUGGAUUUGACGACAUGUCUGUUUCAAAAUGGACCCGAGAGAACUGCUGGACUCGAGCGAAUCAGGAUGCGAUUGAUAUUGCCACUCGCACAAUUUAUGGUGUCGAACCGAACAGAAUGAGCAUGCUCUACAAUCUGGUUGUCGCCAAGUCAGCAGGAACGUUUUUAAAUUUAUGCGAAUGCGAAGGUAAUGGAGCGCAGGCGUUAAAAAUAACGGGUGGAGCAUUUCAAAUGGCUGAGAAACUUGCCAAUUUGGUGGGAAACGGAAUUAUUCGCCUCAACUAUGCAGUUAGUAACAUCAAUGUCGACGAGGACAAUGGAAUCACGACAAUCUCUGGAGUCGACGUGAAAACAAAUCAAAAAUUCUCAUUCACGUGUAGUCACGUCAUUUGCUCAAUUCCUCCCAAUAUCUGCUCAAAAAUUCACUGGAUGCCAAAAGUUCCGGAUUUGAAGAGACGACUUUUCGAGGGUUGUAUGCAGGGAAACCUCAUCAAAUUUGUGAUCACUUUCGAAUCAGCCUUCUGGAAAGAAAAAGGAUUUUCCGGAGAAAUUGUCAGUACCGGAAGAACAAUUGUACCUGGCGAGGUCCUGCCAAUUAUGUGCACGUAUGAUGCAACAACAUCGACAGGUGUCCCAGCGUUAGUCGGAUUCAUUAACGAGGAGUAUUCAGACAAACCAUUCAACGAAAGAUGUAAUGCGGUUGUCACAGAUCUUGUCCGCUUCUUCGGCGAAGAUGCCUUGAUGCAGUUCUUGGAUUAUAAGGAUAAAGUUUGGGCUCAUGAGGAUUACAAUGGAGGAUGUCCCAAUAUUUAUGUUCCUCCUGGUCAAAUGGACGCUUAUCAAGUGAUUCGCGAACCAUUCUACAAUGUCCAUUUCGCUGGAACCGAAACCGCGACAGAAUGGAUUGGCUACAUGAAUGGCGCGAUCCAAAGUGGUUAUCGAACGGCUCACGAAGUUCUUCAAUGCAUGGAGAAGUACGAUUUGGUGGUGUAUAAUUACUUGAAAAACACAGUUUACGACCAAGACUACAAGCCACCACCACCGCCAACGAACAUUUAUAUUGAAACGCGGUCGCCCUGGUGGCGGCGUAUCUUCUUCUUCACAACGUUGCUCUUCGGAAUCUAUGCUUACAGUCGCCACUACCGUCUUUCAUUGGUUGCGCGAACUGUCAAACCAAUCGAGAACAAACUAAUCAAAUUCUUCUUCGAUCUAGAAUGGCCGGAAUAA